UGGUUUUACUGGCGUUGCUGUUGAAUUUACUUAAUUUCAAUAUACGAAUAUGAUUUGGAAACUGUCAAAAUGUUGGUGUGUCUUAAUAAUCUUGUGUUUUAAAUAUUGCACUUUAUCUAUUGGCAGUCGGAGAUUAUCGCUUGGAGAACGUUCAGACAGAGACACAAGAUACAUGGUGUACCUUUUGAAGUCAGAAAAGUCUACCACGAUGUUAGAUGGCUGGUUGUGUGCGGGUGCAAUAGUGUCCCCGACCUACAUUCUGACCUCGGCGGCCUGUCUGCGCGACGUGACCUAUCUGUACGCGAUUGCGGGCUACAGGAAGUACGUCAGGCCAGAGAAUCUGAACCUAGACAGAUGCACUCGAGAGCGAAAACAGAAAGUAAUCAGGACCUGUGUUCCUAAAAACUGGAUGUACUUAGACAUUGGAUUCGCGAUAGUGGAAAAACCAUAUAAUUUCUCAGACUUGACGUACAGAUUCUAUUGCUCAUAUGUGCCAACUCCGAUAAAAAUUAACAUGGACCCAAAAUACGUAACUAUUGGAACUAACGCUAUGGUAUAUGGAUGGGGUCAUAUAUUAGAUAAAAGUGAGCCCUACAACCUCCAAGACCGCAAUACAGAAUAUUUGUAUUCAGCGCGAACAAAGAUAACGGAGAAGAAGGUGUGCUAUGAUGCAUAUGGACACGAGAAUGUUACAAAUAUAAUUAUGGACUACAUGAUUUGCUGUAAAGGACGCGGCCUCUUGAAUGAAUAUGGCAACCCUGAUGAGGCUGAUCCUGAAUUUGCCGAUGGACGUUCUAGAAGGAAUAUGAAAAAUUCCACUAAUAAUUUUAUUAAACCAUCAAGAAAUAAAAAUCUGUAUAAUGGAACAAAUAAUCUUUUCUACAGCAGAAAACAAGGAAUAUGCCAGAACGAUCAUGGUACUCCCUUGGUGACGUGGAUUGGGAGAGAAGAAUACGUCUUGGGAGUGGCCUGCACGAGCCUGAUCCGUUCAACUUUCAAAUGCUUAUCCCCUUACUUGUACACUAGUACGCAAUGUACCAGUAGAUUCAUCAGGUGUGCGAUGCUUGGCUAUGGACAAACGCCAAUGCGUAGGAUGUGCGACGACUUGGUUAAAGAAGAGGGUUAUGAAAUAUUUGAAACUAAAAUAGACUGGGGCCAAGGGGAUGGGUAA
Ostrinia nubilalis (European corn borer) is the source of this 1171-nucleotide messenger RNA. RefSeq lists its product as uncharacterized. The transcript has 8 exons. Gene Ontology annotation, biological process: proteolysis. NCBI's taxonomy places the organism in Eukaryota, Metazoa, Arthropoda, Insecta, Lepidoptera, Crambidae. Gene Ontology annotation, molecular function: serine-type endopeptidase activity. The record is from RefSeq and is a predicted model, not a curated record. Bases 50 to 1171 code for a protein of 373 amino acids.